Messenger RNA from Triticum urartu, 892 nucleotides. NCBI's taxonomy places the organism in Eukaryota, Viridiplantae, Streptophyta, Magnoliopsida, Poales, Poaceae. The record is from RefSeq and is a predicted model, not a curated record.
GCAUGCAGCUUGGUUUGGUGGUUCGUCAACCUCAUGGAGGACCCCGUCCCGUCCCUCUCUCUCAUAUUCGCCCGCUCCCCUCACCAUCCACUCCAAUCAUCGAGAGACGUACGCCAGCGAGCGAGCGGCAACCGGAGGAGGAGGCGAGCGAUGGCGCGGCGCGGGCCGGUCGAGCUGCGGCGGAUCGAGGACCGGACGAGCCGGCAGGUGCGCUUCUCCAAGCGCCGCUCGGGCCUCUUCAAGAAGGCCUUCGAGCUCGGCCUCCUCUGCGACGCCGAGGUCGCGCUGCUCGUCUUCUCCCCCGCCGGCAGGCUCUACGAGUACGCCUCCUCCAGCAUAGAAGAUACAUACGACCGCUAUCAGGCAUUUGGAGGAGCCGGAAAGAACCUGAAUGAAGGCGGUGCAAGUACCAACAAUGAUAAAGAUCCUUCCAAUAUACAGUCAAGACUUAAGGAGAUUGCUUCCUGGUCUCUUCAAAACAAUGCGGAUGACUCAGAUGCUAAUGAGCUAGAGAAACUGGAGAAACUACUCACUGAUGCUUUGGAGAAUACAAAAUCCAAGAAGAACUACACUUCGAUGAACUAUCCAGUGAUGUGAAGAUAGCCGAAGUCAACAGAUGUUCUGGCUACACAAGACUCGGCGACAAGCUUAGUACUGCAAUGACAGACAAAAUGGAGACAUCAGAAUGGAUCCUGUCAGUUACAUGCAAACAGGAAAUUAAGUUUUGGAAGAGAACUUGGCAUGAGAGUUCAAUCAAUAGAAAGGCUAUUCACAAGGCUUUUUGCUGUGCAAAGCAGGACAGGAUACUACUGUAUCCUCUGAAUCCAUGCACAAAGACUUGAUAACAAGCUUUGGUUUGCUGUCGCUGGAGUGCAGAUGUUGGCGCAACGAA